AUGGCGUUGCGCACAUCUGCUAAUAAUGCAGAGGACGUUGCAGCUGGUUUCCGUAUGUUUCGCGACCCUCUGCCGGAACACGCAACGGAGAUCACCAGGCUCAUUGCCGACCUUUAUUCUAUCAGUUCGUCCCUCACUAGUUUGGAUGACUUGACCAAGAACCCUCCUCGUCGGCAUAAUCUGUCUAUUGCCAAUCAUGACCUGGAACUGGUCCGGACCAGUUUGAAAUAUACCUUUGAAGACAUCGUCGACUUUUUCGGUGACAUCGAGGUACGAAGGGGAUCGACUCGAGAAGUCUACAAGCAGACAUGGGUGGACCUGUGCACCUUCUUCCGAGACGAAUCGCAAGAUUCCUUGCCCACUCGCCUGGCCAAGUACAAGGCCUUUCUGAAUGAGCUGGAGGACUUAAUCAAGGAUAAAUACCCAGAUGCCCAUCUCAUGGCUGGUCUGCGUAAAAAUAUCAAGACUCUUCUGGUCUUACAAAAUGACCGGCUUGCACCCCGUCUCGAUGCCAUCUCUUUGAACGACAAGUCACCCCCGUCGAGUAAUGCCAGUGCCGAACCGAGCAGCCCAGUCAGUGACCGAAAACCUCGCAAUCGUAGGUCGUACGAGCGGUCUAGACCAUCGAAUCAAUCUUCCCAAUUGCCUACAUCACCGUCAUCAGCAACUUUUUCCUCGGACACUCCUCCAUCGGCGCCUUCUGCGCCUUCUGCUCCUUCCGCUGAUACUCCGGGGUCUCCUAUGACCGGCUCCUCCACCAGCCAAUCCAUCAACCCCGAUACUCUAAUCGACCACUGGGCCAAAAAUGUUUUCUUGAAUGAGAAUGCUGCCACCCCAAUCCCAUUUGUGGGUGAGAGCUCCAAAUGCCUGGGUAAACCGCACCCGGGUGUGAAGCGAUGGCUUCAUGAAGAGGGUUUUGAAGAACUCUUUCAAUUGGCUUUCCCUGGUCCCUCGGACCUCCGCGUGCAUCUUUACCUGCGGGAAGACGACCAUCGAGCUCGGAUUUUGUGCAAAGCACCCCGUGCUGGAACAGGGCGGUCGGACUACUUCUGCCUGCCUCUGAACAUGCUGGAGAUCAUCCGUGUUGGCUCCUGUUUGCAGCUAUGCCGACGACGGCGUGGAGGCAAUGAGCUCGAGCUCUGGGCCAACCUCAAAUUCAGUGCAAUUGAACAAAUGGUCAUCUUCUUUUGCACAUUCCUGGCCCUUCGCUCACAAGACUCUGGCCGGCCAGUGGAACGUAUUUGGGAUUAUGAGCUUGAGGGAGAGGAGGAACUCUUCGGAGGCCAAAUCAUCGAUGACAACUAUCUCCACGCUUUGCGUGUAUAUCGAGAUGACAUAUCCAGGACUGUGAGACUUCAGGCAUCGGUCCACAGAGGGGAAAUGAAACGUGCCCCCGUCUGGACAGCCUUUAUCACUCCUAACCUUGGAUCCCGAGCAUGGAUUCGCCGGGUAGAUUCGAAGGUGGUUCUGCUGCGCGGAAUUCACCAAGUCAUCUUCACCUUCCCUGAUUAUAAUCCCCCACAAACAUCUCGAGGAGAACACAUCCUGAUGUUUACUAGCCGAUCAGAUGCACAAGGCUUUGUUGACACAAUGGCCGAACUUGCAAUUUCCCAAUGAACUGGUCUAUAUCUCUCUGUCUGGGAGAACAAAAACCAUGCUGCAAAAAGCUGCAAAAAAGAUGAACCGUCAUCUGCCAUGUCUAAUGACUUGAAAAAUUAUCAUGAAAUACUAUGUCACCCUAUAUUUACGACCUAAUGCCUUACGACUGAUGAGAUAUAUUGA
Aspergillus wentii DTO 134E9 is the source of this 1782-nucleotide messenger RNA. RefSeq lists its product as uncharacterized. The transcript has 8 exons. Bases 1 to 1617 code for a protein of 538 amino acids. The record is from RefSeq and is a predicted model, not a curated record. Lineage: Eukaryota; Fungi; Ascomycota; Eurotiomycetes; Eurotiales; Aspergillaceae.